CUCUUGGGAAAAUCAGAUGACCUGGCCACGUGCUCCCGUGAAAGCUGUCCUACAGCUGCUCUGAAAAGGUGUGUCACCGGCGUGACGUCACGCUGUACCUGAGUUUCGGUGAGGAAAGGGGGAAGAACCAAGCCGAGGGAACAACAUCAGCCCUAAAGACAAAUCCCACUUAAACAUUUCACCUGUAGUUAUGCCACAAUCCGCAGUGAAAGUGACUAUGGGUGUACUUUGGUCCAUAUGAGCCCACAGGAGAGGGUUUUGGCGGGUUUUCAGAGGAAACAGACGCUUUUAAGUCCCAGCUGUUGGUCAGCGGGCCGACAAGGAAAAUACCUUUCCUACUUCCUGGUUCUCUUCAGCCAGUCGACAUGUCUGUCACCCCUCGACGGGUCCGAUUGAAGCCAUGGCUGGUGGCGCAGGUGGACAGCGGGAGAUACCCUGGUCUGACAUGGAUUGACCGCGAGAACAUGCGCUUCAGGAUCCCCUGGAAACACGCAACAAGACACACUCCGCAGCACGAGGACGAGGACACCAUUUUUAAGGCGUGGGCUGUGGAGACCGGGAAGUUCCAGGAGGGGGUUGAUGAACCUGAUCCUGCAAAGUGGAAAGCUCAGCUCCGGUGUGCCCUGAACAAAAGUCGAGAAUUCAACCUGGUCUACGAUGGCACCAAAGAGGUUCCCAUGAAUCCUCUGAAGAUAUAUGAUGUAUGCGACAUCCCACAGCCGCUGAGUAACCAAGGCUCCUCAGAUGCAGGAUCUUGGACCCCACAUGAUGAUGAUGUUGUGGAGGAAGAUGUUCCAGAUACACCAGAGUCCCUUCCACCAUACCCAUCCAACGGCACCAGUCCCUCUCCCCUCAUCAUGUGGUCUCCUAUGAGUUCAGGGUCCCCCAUGCAGCCCCCCAGUUGUCCUCCUUCAAAUGAGGUCUGGCCCAAAGAGGAGCCUGGCAAAAUCUGGCCAAAAGAAGAGCCUGUAGAUGUGGAGAUGCAACCAACACCCCUGAGUGACCUGCCCCCUGCACCUCUGCCUGAUCACUCAAUGCAGCCCCCUUCUCUACCAGAUGCCCUGUUUGCCUCUCCUGAAACCUGGAUCAGUUCUCUCCCAAUGACAGACCUGGAGGUGACGUUCCAGUACAGAGGGAAGGAGAUGUGUCCCACAGCCAAUGUCAGUAACCCUCAAGGCUGCAGGCUUUUUUAUGGAGACCUGGGACCCAUGGUGAACCAGGAGGAGUUGUUUGGACCAAUAAACCUGGAGCAGCUGCGAUUCCCGACCACAGAGCACAUCACCAACGACAAGCAGAGGGUCUUCACCAACCGGCUGCUGGAUGUGAUGGACAGAGGCCUCAUCCUGGAGGUCAGUGGCCACGACAUCUAUGCGAUUCGGCUCUGCCAGUGUAAGGUGUACUGGUCUGGCCCUUGUGCUCCAAAUCCAACUGCACCAAACCUCAUAGAGCGUCAGAGGAAGGUCAAACUCUUCUGCCUGGAGUCUUUUCUCAGUGGGGUGAUCGCCCACCAGCGUGGCCUGACAUCAAUCCCCCCUAACUUUGAGAUCAACCUAUGUUUUGGAGAGGAGUGGCCUGAUGGGAGGCCCAGAGAGAGGAAACUCAUUAUGGUUCAGAUCAUCCCCGUCGUGGCCCGUAUGAUAAGCGAGAUGUUCUCUGGAGACAACACGCGUUCCUUUGACAGUGGCAGCGUUCGCCUCCAGAUUUCAAUCCCAGAUAUCAAAGACAACAUAGUGACCCACCUGAAGCAGCUGUACUGUCUGCUGCAGACCCACCAGGGUCAGGACGGCUGGGCGCUGCCCCCAGGCCCCGGUCUGAACAUCGUGCAGGCUCUGCAGGCACAGUGAAGCAGCACACACAGUGAACCUACAUGUAUGCAAAGUUUGUUUCAAACUGCUUCUGAGAGUUACCCACUGUUAGCAAAAAGUACUUAUGUGUAAUCAGUUUAGAGGUGUGCACAGUAUACUGUAGGACUCGUGUUUUUUCAGCUUCUCUCUAGUACUGUGAUGAUACUUUUCUGUAUAUAGAAGUAUUUUCUUUAAUGCCUGCAUUACGUAUGUAGGGACCGUAGACAGAUGACUACAUGGGCCAAAGUCCUGCUUGCUGUGAGGGAAUAUUUAACAAAGUUAAUGAGUUACAAAACAGGUCUGUGACUACCACACUUUUUUUUAGAGUCAGACACAAAGUAGUCACACUUUUUAUCCUCUGACCUCAUAGAGUGUUGUGUAGCAGCACAUACAGCAUGGGGUUUUUGAAUAAAAGCAAACAUAAAUUAAAGUGAGGACUCCAUUUACAUGUGAUCAAGCAGUCAAGCUGUGUGGCUUCUUUUUACUCUGUAAUUAUGUGUUGUACAUUUAUUUUGGACAAAAAGUCUACAGUUUUGUCUCUGGUUGUUUUAUUUCUCUUUUUGUUCUGUCGGAUAUAUUUUUUUAUUCACAUCUUUGAUUUUUAGCCUUUUAUUGUUUCCAGGCAGACAUUAACUAAACAACGUUCAGCUUUAUGGAUCUGUUUUGAUAUGGAUGCCACUGCACUUUGGGGUGCUGAAAUAUGUUUGAUUCCUAGUUGAAUGUAAGUGCAUCUAACAUAUGAUUGUACUCUUAUUUUAUCAAUAAAAAUGCCAAAAUCA
This is a messenger RNA of Notolabrus celidotus (New Zealand spotty), 2623 nucleotides long. It is a transcript of the gene irf6, whose product is annotated as interferon regulatory factor 6. The transcript is spliced from 8 exons. NCBI's taxonomy places the organism in Eukaryota, Metazoa, Chordata, Actinopteri, Labriformes, Labridae. Gene Ontology annotation, biological process: immune system process; regulation of transcription by RNA polymerase II. The record is from RefSeq and is a predicted model, not a curated record. Gene Ontology annotation, molecular function: RNA polymerase II cis-regulatory region sequence-specific DNA binding; protein binding; DNA-binding transcription factor activity, RNA polymerase II-specific. The coding region runs from base 366 to 1844 and encodes 492 amino acids. Gene Ontology annotation, cellular component: nucleus.